This is a messenger RNA of Thlaspi arvense, 330 nucleotides long. The record is from the annotation of a GenBank genome assembly. NCBI's taxonomy places the organism in Eukaryota, Viridiplantae, Streptophyta, Magnoliopsida, Brassicales, Brassicaceae.
AUGCAAAGCAAGAGUUGGCAUGGCGAAGGAGAUCUUAAAUCUCUGGAUCCAAUCCCAGUGGACUUGUUGUUCCAGAUCCUCUUGAUAUUGCCUGCGAAAUCUGUAGCCAGGUUCGUUGGCGUGUCAAAGUUAUGGGCAACAAUCAUCCGCAGUCGUGAUUUUAGAUCCUAUUCGUUUAGGUCUUCUCCACAGAAGCAUCCUCGAUUCCUCUUGGCCAUCAACAAACAAAUAGAGGGUAAUCAAGAACACUGGUGCUUCUCUCCAAGUCAACCCGGUUUCGUAUCCAGAACCGAACCAGAUGGCUACCCAAAGGAAGAGUCGGAAACCUAA